Molecule: messenger RNA, 595 nt
Organism: Parus major (Great Tit)
Lineage: Eukaryota; Metazoa; Chordata; Aves; Passeriformes; Paridae
Product: mitotic-spindle organizing protein 2B-like
Exons: 3
Coding region: 33-473 (146 amino acids)
Cellular component (GO): spindle; centrosome
Source: RefSeq, a predicted model, not a curated record
UGAUCCGGCGUAAGGGGCGGGGCCUCGCAGCCAUGUCGGAGGGGGCGGCGGGAAUGGCGGCAUCGGUGGAGACGCGGCUGCGGCGGAAGCAGCUGCUGAGCGCGGAGGAGGCGGAGCUGUUCGAACUGGCGCAGGCGGCGGGCAGCGGGCUGGACCCGGAGGUGUUCCGGGUGCUGCUGGACCUGCUACGCAUGAACGUGGCGCCGCUCGCCGUGUUCCAGGUGCUGAAGUCCAUGUGCGCCGGGCAGCGGCUCCCGCCGGGGCCCGAGGGCGGCCCCGCCGCGCCGGCGCCGAUCCCCGCCGAUAGCCGAGGGAGAAAUAAAACCAGCUCUGCUGUCAGUGGCUCACAGAUUCUGGGUGAAAGAAGCAGCCGGGAGGGAUCUGCACAGAGGAUGCCCCGACAGCCAAGUGCGAGCCGAAUGCAGAAGGCAGGAACCUCUGGGAAGAACAGCGGGGGAGGCAGCAGUACCUAAAUAAGGCCUUAGAACAGAUGGAUUUUGAUGCCUGACAGUGUAUAUAUAUAAGUUGUGCUUGUUAAAGCUGCUUGUGUUGUAUGUAUUAACCUAAAAACACGAUUUCUAAUACAGGGAACAGA